Messenger RNA from Puccinia graminis f. sp. tritici CRL 75-36-700-3, 1140 nucleotides. RefSeq lists its product as uncharacterized. The record is from RefSeq and is a predicted model, not a curated record. Bases 1 to 1140 code for a protein of 379 amino acids. The transcript has 2 exons. Lineage: Eukaryota; Fungi; Basidiomycota; Pucciniomycetes; Pucciniales; Pucciniaceae.
AUGUCGCCUUCCCAGCCCUCCGAUGCUCUCGCCGAGGCGUUGCUCGAUUUAUCCAGAAAAUGCCAAGAAUUACGCCAACAGAAGGGUCACCAACAGGAGGGAAAAGCCACAGACCUCAAGAUCCGGCAAGACAGCUUGAGUCAAAUUCAGACUACCUUAUUACCCGCCGCUCGAAACUCAGUCGUUGAAUUGUACAAGGCUUUGGGCUUAUCUCCCAAAAAUUCCGCCUCCCCUCAGCCUCAGUACAAUGAUGCUUUGGCUAUCGUUCCCAGCCUCAGCAAAGCCUUGGUAAACCUCAGUCUGUCUGCCAACACCCUUGACCCCAAAGAUGAAAAGUUUGGCUUGAACGAUCAAAAUUCUGGCACGUUGAAGAAAUUCAGAUGUGAAACCUUGCAACAGGAAAUCUCCGAAGUGAUAUCCAUUUUUCUCCCUGACGUAUUCGAUGAAAUUUCUGAGCUAAUUUCCAGUGGGGAUCUUACCCACUCUGGCCAUGACGGGGAGCCGGCCCAACCGCAUGCGAGCAUCGACAUGGUCGAAGACUCUUUCAACCAUAUCAUUCAUCUCGUGGACCUCUCUGACUUUGGCUUACUCCAAUCUAUCUGGGAGGAGGGUGAAGAAGAAGUCGGUCACCUUGUUGUCAAAAUCAACCGGGAAAUUAGCAUCGCCCAACACCCUGACCUUCUUGACGAUCAAGGUUUUAGCCACAAAGUCACACCGCGUCUCGUCAAACUUCUGGAGCAAUGCAACCCAAUCGUCAAGUCUUGCAGGGGCCUCUACCAAAAAAUCGCCUCCACAAAUCUCUUCACCAUUAGCGAAAAGUUGCCCACAGUUGAGCUCGAAAGUAUCGUGCACCAUUCAGCCGGGAUUAAGCAGGCCCUCCAACACAUUGUCCAUUGCUUGUCUAGUGCUGCUGUUCUCCAACGAGUCGAGCAAGUCCGUGGCACCCAAUCCCACUUGCAUCAACUCAAAAAAUCUGUUGACGACACCAUGGAAUCCAUCGCCUCUCACAUGACCCCUUCUGCUCCCACUGCCAAGGUCGAUGAGGUGAUGGACAAAUUGUUCGGUCAUUUUAAAUCAACGUUCUACCCUGCUAUCAGUGAAUUUACGUCUGAUUUCUCUCAAUUCGAAGCUUCCUUUUGA